AUGAAUUCUCUGCCUCAACUGUUUUUGGAACAGAAAUCAAUGUUAACCCCGCUAGAUUGUCAAUUGACUCAAAACCAGAGUCAUAAAGACAAGGAAAACGCCGAGGUACAGAAACUUUGUCACAAUGCCAAAGAACGCCAACGGCGAAAGAGAUUGAACAUCCUUUACUUCCAGUUAUGUUCACUGCUACCCAAUACAAAUCGAAAGACCAAACUGAGCAAUCCAGCCAUUGUUUCUCAAAUUCUAAGCUACAUUCCCGAGUUACUAAGUGAGAUUAAAAAAUUAAGCAAACAACGUGAUAAGAUGUUAGCUUCUUUAGAGAUUUUGCAGGAUUCAAGGCCAAUGGUUACAGUAAGUGCAGAAAUGGGAAGUAAUGAGGUGGUGAUUACAGUUCAUAGCUGUAGAAGAGAGAUUUUGUUGUCUAAGCUGUUGAGGUUGGUGGAAGAAGAGGAACUCGAUGUGAAGAGUGCCUCAAUGUUUGCUGGGGGUGAAAAAGUUUGGCACACCCUCCACCUUCAGGUUAGGCAAAAUGAUAAACUUAAUAUAGUUUUGAUGGAAAAAAAAAAAAAGUCAAUAACUGUUGUAAAAUUUGUGGUUUCAGAUGAUGAAAGUAAGGAGCAGUUUGGACACUGCACUUCUGCGCAACAAGAUUGUGAUGAUGAUGGUGUUACUUCAAAAAUCGCCCUUACUAGGGUUUAUAGACAACAAUUGAGCUCUUAUAUGCUUUUAGUUGAUUAA
Cryptomeria japonica (Japanese cedar) is the source of this 738-nucleotide messenger RNA. Its product is annotated as transcription factor ORG3-like. Gene Ontology annotation, molecular function: DNA-binding transcription factor activity, RNA polymerase II-specific; RNA polymerase II transcription regulatory region sequence-specific DNA binding; protein dimerization activity. The transcript has 2 exons. Bases 1 to 738 code for a protein of 245 amino acids. Gene Ontology annotation, cellular component: RNA polymerase II transcription regulator complex. The record is from RefSeq and is a predicted model, not a curated record. Gene Ontology annotation, biological process: regulation of transcription by RNA polymerase II. NCBI's taxonomy places the organism in Eukaryota, Viridiplantae, Streptophyta, Pinopsida, Cupressales, Cupressaceae.